Molecule: messenger RNA, 1164 nt
Organism: Zonotrichia leucophrys gambelii
Lineage: Eukaryota; Metazoa; Chordata; Aves; Passeriformes; Passerellidae
Product: zinc finger and SCAN domain-containing protein 2-like
Exons: 2
Biological process (GO): regulation of transcription by RNA polymerase II
Molecular function (GO): RNA polymerase II cis-regulatory region sequence-specific DNA binding; DNA-binding transcription factor activity
Source: RefSeq, a predicted model, not a curated record
AUGAGGAGGGGCUCCAAACCCAGCCCAGUGUGCUCUGAAGAAGAAAGACCCACCCUGAGCCAGGAAGGUGGACAGAGCUUCAGACAGAGUUCAGAGCUGGUGUUCCAUGAGCAGCUUCAUGAUGGGGAGAAGGCCCACAAGUGCUUGCAGUGUUGGAAGAGCUUUAGGCAGAGAGAGCAGCUGAUCAGCCACCAACACAUGCACACUGGGGAAUGGCCCUACGAGUGUGGGGAGUGUGGGAAGGGCUUCAGCUACAGAUCCCAGCUUGUGACCCACCAACGCAUCCACACUGGAGAGAAGCCCUACGAGUGUCCCCAGUGUGGGAUGAGGCUUCAGACCAGCUCCAAUCUCCUCCAGCACCAGCAGAUUCACAGCAAGGAGAGGCCCUUCCUCUGCCCUGAGUGUGGGAAGGGCUUCAAGCACAACUCCUCCCUCAUCAUCCACCGGCGCAUCCACACUGGGGAGAGGCCCUACGAGUGUCCCCAGUGUGGGAAAAGCUUCACCAGCAGCUCUCACUUGACCAGACACCAACGGAGCCACCAGGAGAGGCCCUACGAGUGUCCUGAGUGUCAGAAGAGGUUUCACACCAGCACUGAUCUUCUCCUGCAUGAACGGAUUCACACAGAUGAGAGACCCUUCCUCUGCCCCAGCUGCGGGAAGGGCUUCAAGCGCAACUCCCACCUCAUCAGGCACAAGCGGACCCACACUGGGGAGAGGCCCUACGAAUGUGAGGAAUGUGGGAUGAGCUUUAGCCAGAACUCUAACCUGAUCUCCCACCAGAAGACCCACACCAGAGAACAGCCCUACGAAUGUGGGGAAUGUAGGAAGGGCUUCAGGCAGUAGUCUCUCUUGGGCUGCCACCAGAGGAUCCACACUGGGGAAAGGCCAUACAAGUGUGGGGAAUGUGGGAUGACCUUUAGUAGGAGGCCCCAACUGAUCAUGCACCAAAUGACCCACACUGGGGAGAAGCCCUACAAGUGCCCUGAGUGUCAGAAGAAGUUUCACACCAGUUCUCAUCUCGUCCAGCACCAGCGGAUUCACACGGUUGAGAGGCCCUUCCGCUGCCCUGACUGCGGGAAGGGCUUCAAGCACAACUCCACCCUCAUCACCCACCGGCGCAUCCACACUGGGGAGAGGCCCUACAAGUGUCCCCAGUGUGGGUAG